AACAGGUUCGAGUGUUCUAGAAGCCGGUGACGCGGGCCGCUGAUUCUUUCUCUCUCUUCGCUGCGACUGCUUUCCAGGCCGGCUGAGCUCCUGUCGACAUGUCCGCUAUAAAAGCCCUCAACCCGAAAGCAGAGGUGGCCCGGGCCCAGGCAGCCCUCGCUGUUAAUAUCAGCGCAGCCCGGGGGCUCCAGGACGUGCUGAAAAGCAACCUCGGACCCAAAGGAACCAUGAAAAUGCUUGUCUCUGGUGCUGGAGACAUAAAGCUCACCAAAGAUGGUAAUGUGCUGCUGCACGAAAUGCAAAUUCAACACCCCACAGCCUCGUUGAUAGCCAAGGUUGCCACAGCGCAGGAUGACAUCACAGGGGAUGGCACCACUUCCAAUGUGCUCAUUAUUGGAGAGUUGCUGAAACAAGCCGAUCUCUAUGUAUCUGAGGGACUUCAUCCACGAAUAAUCGCUGAGGGGUUUGAAGCUGCAAAAGAGAAAGCACUUCAGGUCCUGGAACAAGUGAAGGUGACUAAAGAGAUGGACAGAGAGACCCUGAUCAAUGUUGCCAGGACUUCUCUUCGCACCAAAGUUCAUGUUGAGCUUGCAGAUCUCUUGACAGAGGCUGUCGUAGAUGCUGUUCUUUCUAUCCGACAACCGAAUGAGCCCAUUGAUCUCUUUAUGGUUGAGAUUAUGGAGAUGAAACACAAAACAGAUAGUGACACAGUCCUGAUCAGAGGGUUGGUUUUGGACCAUGGUGCGCGACAUCCUGACAUGAAAAAGAGAGUCGAGGAUGCUUAUAUUCUUACUUGCAAUGUUUCCUUGGAAUAUGAAAAGACGGAAGUAACCUCAGGUUUUUUCUACAAGAGUGCUGAUGAGAGGGAGAAGUUGGUUAAAGCAGAAAGAAAGUUCAUUGAAGAGCGAGUCAAAAAAAUUAUUGAAUUGAAGAAGGCGGUCUGUGGAGACUCAAAAGGAUUUGUCGUGAUUAAUCAGAAGGGCAUUGAUCCCUUCUCACUGGAUUCCCUUGCAAAAGAAGGAAUUGUGGCUCUUCGCAGAGCAAAGAGAAGAAAUAUGGAAAGACUUACACUUGCUUGUGGGGGUAUUGCUAUGAAUUCUGUGGAUGACCUCACACCAGAGUGCCUGGGACAUGCUGGUCUUGUGUUUGAACACACACUUGGAGAGGAGAAGUUUACAUUCAUUGAACAGUGCAGCAACCCACGCUCUGUGACCCUUUUGGUCAAGGGUCCAAACAAGCACACUUUGACGCAGAUCAAAGAUGCUGUGAGAGAUGGUCUUCGGGCAGUCAAAAAUGCAAUUGAAGAUGGCAGUGUAGUGUCUGGGGGAGGUGCUUUUGAAGUUGCAGUAGCUGAUGCAUUAAUUAAGCACAAACCUAAUGUCAAAGGAAGGGCCCAACUUGGAGUACAGGCAUUUGCAGAUGCUCUGCUUAUUAUUCCAAAGGUCCUUGCCCAGAACUCUGGUUAUGAUCCUCAAGAAACGUUGGUGAAACUUCAGACAGAAUAUAAAGAGUCUGGACAACUUGUUGGUGUGAAUUUGAGCACUGGUGAGCCAAUGGUUGCAGCAGAAGUCGGUGUUUGGGACAACUACAAUGUUAAGAAACAGCUUCUACAUUCAUGCACGGUUAUUGCUAGCAACAUUCUUCUGGUGGAUGAGAUCAUGAGAGCUGGAAUGUCUUCCCUUAAAGGCUAAAAUCUAAGAAAAGCAAAGGACAGUCUUCGGUGGUCAGAAAUGCCACUUCUAGCAAGCACUAUUUGCCAUCUUCAACGCAAAGCUAAUUUUUGCAGAGAUUUAGUGACAUGCAAGGCAUACAUCAUUAAAUGUUUUAAGAAGCCAUUUGCCCCAAUUAAUACAUUGAUUAUUUGCUCCAGAAUUAAACAAGUUAUUUAUUUGAAUUUGUUAAUGGCACUGAACUGUACAGGACAGCUUCCCACUGUUUGUACCCAUUAAAAGUUUUUGUUUGGCUCUGAAAA
Polyodon spathula (Mississippi paddlefish) is the source of this 1972-nucleotide messenger RNA. RefSeq names its product chaperonin containing TCP1, subunit 6A (zeta 1) (gene cct6a). Gene Ontology annotation, cellular component: chaperonin-containing T-complex. Lineage: Eukaryota; Metazoa; Chordata; Actinopteri; Acipenseriformes; Polyodontidae. Gene Ontology annotation, molecular function: ATP hydrolysis activity; ATP-dependent protein folding chaperone; ATP binding. The transcript has 14 exons. Bases 99 to 1691 code for a protein of 530 amino acids. Gene Ontology annotation, biological process: protein folding. The record is from RefSeq and is a predicted model, not a curated record.